UUGAAAGAGAAAAGUAAAGUAUUUUAGUGUAUAGUGAUAAUAUAUUACAUCUUCAAUCAUCAUGCCAAGAAUAGAUCCUUUGAUAGUUGGCGGUGUGAUAGGUGAUGUAUUAGAUCCAUUCACAAGGUCUGUUGACCUUAGAGUGGUUUACAAUGAUAGGGAAGUCAACAAUGCAUGUGGCUUGAAACCUUCUCAAAUUGUUACGCAACCUAGGGUUCAUAUUGGAGGGGAUGAUCUUCGCAACUUUUACACUCUGGUUAUGGUGGAUCCUGAUGCUCCAAGCCCAAGCAACCCUAACCUGAGAGAGUAUCUACACUGGCUGGUCACAGAUAUCCCAGCAACUACAGAUACAAGCUUUGGAAAUGAAGUUGUAUGCUACGAGAGUCCACAACCAUCAUUGGGAAUUCAUCGCUUUGUUUUCGUGUUGUUUCGACAAUUGGGUCGCGAAACUGUAUAUGCUCCAGGUUGGCGUCAGCAUUUUAACACAAAAGACUUUGCAGAGCUUUACAAUCUUGGUUUGCCUGUUGCUGCUGUUUACUUCAAUUGCCAUAGGGAGAGUGGUACUGGUGGCCGCCGCGCAUAA
This is a messenger RNA of Nicotiana attenuata, 583 nucleotides long. RefSeq names its product protein FLOWERING LOCUS T-like. Bases 62 to 583 code for a protein of 173 amino acids. The record is from RefSeq and is a predicted model, not a curated record. NCBI's taxonomy places the organism in Eukaryota, Viridiplantae, Streptophyta, Magnoliopsida, Solanales, Solanaceae. The transcript is spliced from 4 exons.